AUGUUUCAUGCCAAGGUGGAACACGAAUAUGCGAAGCUACGGACCAUCUCACGCUUACGCGACAGUGCAGACAGGGAAGAAUUUAGUUUGGAUAAACGAGGUGACGUGAUGCGAGUAGAAGCACCUCAAAAUCAAGAACAGUUCCAUGAUCACCAGCUGCAGAGCGAGAUACAAAUCGCGAAGUACGAUCGGCUAGCGCGUUCAUUCGAAUCACAGCCACGGAAAGCAAAGGAUACACACGGACAAACACGUGUCUUGUCCCUAAAUAAUCUGACAAGGCCUUGGAAAUUAGACGAAGCAGCACCAUUCAAAGGCGUUGAAAAUCCUGAACUGCUGGUGCGCUUUAGCUUCAACGACACUGAGCCGUGCUAUCAGAACUUCGCACGCGUAUUUCGCUUUAUCUCCCAGCAGGUUUACUUCUCCCUGCGCGCGCAGUACGUCUAA
Cylicocyclus nassatus is the source of this 444-nucleotide messenger RNA. Lineage: Eukaryota; Metazoa; Nematoda; Chromadorea; Rhabditida; Strongylidae. The record is from the annotation of a GenBank genome assembly.